AUAAGGAACCGUGGAAGGAACAGUUCUUGUAUUGAUCACGAAGUUAAUCGUAAUACUGUGAACAAAAGCAUUAGUCCAUACCCAUGUCAUGGCCAAAAAGGCAAUCAGGUUAGUUUAGUAAUUUAUUUCAAUAAAUCAGAAAAAUUGCUGUGGUAUUUGAGCAAAGCGGGAGAGAUUAGACGUGAUGAAUAUUGUUUCGACUAUACAGGUAGCGGUGCUCCUGUCAUUUAUGAAUGUCACGGUUUGAAAGGGAAUCAGUUGUGGGAAUACUAUCAUGAGGUAAAUCAAUGCCAGUUGCUCGAAUUGCUAUUUAGUUCGUCGAAAGAAAUAGAAACAAUUAAGAAAUGGAGACUUAAUUCAGAUGGUGGACUCCUUUACGAAACAGCCCUAACAAUCAAAUAG
This is a messenger RNA of Dracunculus medinensis (Guinea worm), 402 nucleotides long. Lineage: Eukaryota; Metazoa; Nematoda; Chromadorea; Rhabditida; Dracunculidae. The record is from the annotation of a GenBank genome assembly.